AUGUGGGAGGUCAUUGACUUUGGCAGUUCAUGCUACGAGCACCAACGCGUGUACACCUACAUUCAGUCGAGGUUCUACCGAGCGCCCGAAGUGAUGAUGGGCGCGCGAUAUGGCAUGCCUAUAGACAUGUGGUCGCUAGGGUGCAUAUUGGCGGAGCUGCUAACAGGCUUUCCCUUACUACCCGGUGAAGAUGAAUUGGACCAGAUGGCGUGUAUUAUCGAACUCCUAGGCAUGCCACCACAGAAGCUCAUCGAGCAGGGAAAGAGAUCGAAAAACUUCAUUAGUAGCAAAGGCCUUCCGCGGUAUUGUACUGCCACCACGCUUCCUGAUGGGGUCACGGUUCUUGGUGCAGGUAUGUCAAGAAGAGGAAAGCCGAGAGGUCUGCCCGGAUCGAGAAGUUUUGUCACUGCACUGAAAGGCUGCCAGGACAAGUUCUUCAUCGAUUUCAUAAGAAGAUGCUUAGAAUGGGACCCGGAAAAGCGGUUGACGCCGGCACAAGCGCUCCGCCACGCGUGGCUGCGCCGGCGGCUGCCGCGGCCGCCGCACGACGACGAGCCGCACGCUGCGCACGCCGCGCACGCCGCGCACUCGCAGCCGCACUCGCAGUCGCACGCGCAGCCGCAGGCGCACGCGCAGCCGCACCAGCACGCACAGGCCCAGCCCGUGCCCGCCAACCACUCGGGCGGCGCGGGGGGCGCAGGGGGUGCGGCAGUUGCGGGCGCGGGGGCGGCGGGGGCGGGUGUGGGCACGGGGGCGGCUGGUGCCGCGGCGACGGGCACGGGGGGCGCGGGGGGCGCGGGGGGCGUGGGCGGUCGCAGCGGCUCCCUACGGACGCCCCUUGCGCGCACUCCGGUCACCUUCAACGCAUCCCAAGUCGCCAAAGCGAAGCUGCAGGCGGCGCUGUCGGAGGAGAGCGGGUCGGGGCGCUACUGGGCCGCCAAGCUGCCGCACCUGCCCGCGCCCUCCUAG
Molecule: messenger RNA, 969 nt
Organism: Parnassius mnemosyne (clouded apollo)
Lineage: Eukaryota; Metazoa; Arthropoda; Insecta; Lepidoptera; Papilionidae
Source: the annotation of a GenBank genome assembly